Acyrthosiphon pisum (pea aphid) is the source of this 1107-nucleotide messenger RNA. RefSeq names its product proteasome regulator gamma (gene REG). Gene Ontology annotation, biological process: regulation of G1/S transition of mitotic cell cycle; positive regulation of endopeptidase activity; regulation of proteasomal protein catabolic process. NCBI's taxonomy places the organism in Eukaryota, Metazoa, Arthropoda, Insecta, Hemiptera, Aphididae. Gene Ontology annotation, molecular function: endopeptidase activator activity. The coding region runs from base 202 to 927 and encodes 241 amino acids. Gene Ontology annotation, cellular component: cytoplasm; proteasome activator complex; nucleoplasm. The transcript is spliced from 6 exons. The record is from RefSeq and is a predicted model, not a curated record.
AAUAGAGAAUACGGCCAAUACGUUCAUCACUCGUUUCUCAUGGCAAUUGCUUUUGUUUUAUAAAAUCUUUUAUUAUUUACAAGAGCAGGCUACCUUCGUUGUUUGAUUACAAAUUACGUUUUAAAAUACCGUAAUAUUCGAAUCGUUUCCAUCCGAAUUCAUUCAACUAUCAAUCACCAUAUUGUUCACUCGCUGAAAACCAUGGCUCAGACUGAAGCUGCAAAGAAGGCCAAAGAAUUCCAUGAAACACUGAAGGUUGACGCAGAGAAUCGUAUAGUUCAAAAAUUUCCUGAGCGAAUAGUACAUCUAAAUGAGUUACUCAAAAUGCCCGAGUUUCGUAUUGCUGCAACUGAUAUAAAAUGUAAAUUAGAAAUCCCCACAAUUAUUAAAGUAGAAAACAAUGUAAACAAUUGCGAGGGAAAAACUCAAGGAAAAAGGCCACGGUUAGAUUCAAAUUCACAUGAUACAAUUCCAGGACAAAUGCUCAUACCAGCCAAUAAAAAAAUUGUUGAAGUCAUUAAAAUUCUUAAACCCAAUAUCAAACAAUUAGCUGAAGACACCAAUGCUUUAAAAAUGUGGGUAUCAUUAUUAAUACCUAAAAUUGAAGAUGGCAACAAUUUUGGAGUAUCCGUGCAAGAAGAUACUCUUGCUGAGAUACAGCAGGUUGAGGUAGAAGCAACCAAUUAUCUUGAACAAAUAUCUCGCUAUUAUGCAUCUCGUGGUAAACUUAUCUCCAAGGUUUGCAAGUACCCGUAUAUUGAAGACUACCGGUGUGCUGUUGAAGAAUUGGACGAAAGGCAAUACUUAUCCAUGUCCCUUACCAUGCAUGAAAUUCGUAAUCGCUACUCAACAUUGCAUGAUAUAGUCAUCAAAAACUUUGACAAAAUAAAAAAGCCACGGUCAUCUAACACUGACAGUCUAUAUUAAAUGCAGUAAAACCUUAUUCAAAACUUUAAAAUUUAAAUUUAUACCCUUAUCAUUCCUUUAAAAAAUGUUCAGAUUUGUGUCAAAAAUAUAAGCAGCAUUUUUAGCAUUAAGAAUAAAGUCUUAUACAAGAUGUUAUAUUCAGUUUAACAUUAAAGAUGUGCAGGGUAAUAAUAGUAUAUC